Messenger RNA from Symbiodinium natans, 1770 nucleotides. Lineage: Eukaryota; Dinophyceae; Suessiales; Symbiodiniaceae. The record is from the annotation of a GenBank genome assembly.
AUGCUUCAAGCAGAGGCUGCUCUCGAGGCGUGGUCGCAGAUCCAGCCCAGUGGAACCAGCGCGCCUGCGCCAGAGCUGGGUGCAAGUUUGCCAAAGCUUGCCGACCAAUUUCACCUCGGCGACGGCAGCUACGCCCUCUCGAUUUGCUCCGGUCCGCAGAAUGGCACUACAGGUGAUGUUGAGUUCCUGAGCUUCUGGCGCGCCCUCAGCGAGGCGCAGAGCCAGAGCUCCCCCGACCAGCCCAGCACUGAUCCGCCAGCUUGUUCAGCCGAGACCCCCUGCGAAGAGAUGGGCCCGGACCAUCUCAUCCGUGAGUUGGAGCAAGUCCGUGAUGAGCUCCUGGACCGUUUUGAGGCGGGAGCGGAAGGGCUCCCGGCCUCCGUGCUGGGAGACGUUGUCCACUCUAUCCGAGAACGCUCCGUGGCUCCCGAGUUCUGGAACCAGUUGUUGGCUGAGCUUCGCACCGGCGCAGGUGUGCUCAGUGUGUCGGAGGUUACCGUCGUGCUGUUGACUUGGCUCCGCGACGCUGCUGGCUGGCAGUUACACCCCAGAACAUGCUCAGCCACCCUGUCCACAGGCACCACAGCAUCUGGAUCCGAUGCUUCCGAGAGAUGCGACUGGGCGUUUUCCGAGGAGCUCACCAUGCUGGCGGGUCAUCUCCGGCAGGCCCUGGAUCUUGGCAUGGUGCCUGCGCCUGCCCCCGCAGCUGCAGCUGCACCCGCGAACGCGGCUGCCAAUGUCAGCAACAGGCUUGUGACCACAGCCGCGGCAGGCCCAGGACUGCGCCGUCCAGAUGUCGAGUCUUUGGCUGCAGAGGACUUGGAUCACAAUGUUGAUCAUCCUGGCGAGUACCUUGUCGAGUGCAUCUCGCAAUCCAACCGGCAAAGCUGUUCGCUGCUUGAUGUCGUUGCAGGUUCUGGCUACUCGUGUGCCCAGAAUGCCAACAUGCGGUCUGCGAUGCUGAACUUGAGCGCGGACAUGCUCGCCUCUGGUACGGCUCUCGAGAGCCAGCGUGGCUGGAUGCGCUCGGCAUUGCUGCCAUUGGCACCGCAAGGCCAAGUUCCAGAGCCGUCCACUCCUGCGGAGGACAAAAUGUUUGAAGCCGACGGCACAACGAUGACGAGACCGCUCGGCGAGAGCCUGGAAAAGGAAGAAUUGGAGCAUCUGAGGCUUCGCCGGUCGGGCGACCCGGAGCUCAGCGAGCUUUGCGCAGGAAGGGCUACGAGAGAGCGCGCUUUCAUCAGAUCUGCAAUGCUGCCCCUGUCUACGCUCAGUUCACCUGGAGAGGUCAAUGCGGGCUUGCCUGUCUUCGUGCACAUCUACGAUGUCACGCAAGAAGCUGGCAUUCGGCGUCUCAACAAGGUCUUGGCGAACAAGCGCCUUCCAAUCAAGUUUGGGGGCGUUUUCCAUGCGGGCGUGGAGGUGAAUGGGGAAGAGUGGUCCUACGGGGCGACAGAAACCGAGGAGGAGCCGGGGGUGAACCGAAACCGGCCCAAGAUGCACCCAGACCACCAUUACAGGCAAACAGUGGUGAUGCCCCACACGCAGCUCACCGCCCCGCAAAUUCAAGAGAUGAUGGAGCAACUUUCGCAGCAGUAUCCGGGGCCAGCCUACGACCUGCUGCGGAGGAACUGCUGUCACUUCGCCGACGACUUUUGCCAGCACCUCGGUGUGGGCCGCAUCCCUCCUUGGGUGUACAGGCUCGCCCGCAUCGCAGCCAGAAUUGAAAACUUUCUGCAGGCAGCGCAGCGAAUUCGAACUCCAUGCUAG